Daldinia caldariorum is the source of this 1410-nucleotide messenger RNA. Its product is annotated as FAD-binding domain-containing protein. The transcript has 6 exons. The coding region runs from base 1 to 1410 and encodes 469 amino acids. The record is from RefSeq and is a predicted model, not a curated record. NCBI's taxonomy places the organism in Eukaryota, Fungi, Ascomycota, Sordariomycetes, Xylariales, Hypoxylaceae. Gene Ontology annotation, molecular function: FAD binding.
AUGAAGCUCACUGUCUUUCUUACUCUUCUAGGGAGGUUCGCCUCCACUAUAGCCCACGAGACUCUUCUAGGAAGACAUGAUAUAAAGACCAUCUUCACAGGCGCCCAUUGGUCUAUCAAUACUACAGUCUCGUUUCCUGGCUCCGACAGUUUUACCAAUGCUACCGUACGGUGGUCUACAUUUCACCAGCCAACCUACGCUGUUGCCGUAAGCCCAGCCACGGAGGCUGAUGUGAUUCAAGCUGUCAAGCUUGCCACAUCUAAUGGAAUACCAUUUCUAGCCACGGGCGGACGCCAUGGCUACACCACAACGUUAGGUGCCUUGAACAACGGCCUGGCAAUCGAUCUAGGUCAAUUUGACACGAUCAGGGUGGAUCAACAUCGUGGCACCCUUACUAUCGGAGGUGCCGUCACGUUAAAAAUAGGCACUUGUUCUUGUCCUGGUAUGGUAGGCGUAUCUCUUGGCCCCGGUUUAGGGCCAUGGGGUGGCGUUCACGGCCUAGUGAUCGACGCACUACUUUCACUGCACGUGGUUACUGCCAAUGGUACCCUAAUUGAGGUGUCGAAGAGUUCGAAUCCAGACCUGUUCUGGGCAUUCCGUGGCGCCGGGGCUAACUUCGGCAUUGUCCUAUCUGCAACUUACCAGCUUCAAAAACAAGUCAAUAAUGGUCAGGUAUUCGUUCUCGAAUCUAUAAUCCCGAACAAAUUAAACCAUUCCUACUUUGACAUAUUAGAGCAAUACGAUGGAGGGAAGCUGCCGAAGGAAUUAGCUAUCUUCACUUUUAUCGCAUUUAACUCGACUACCGAAGCUGUUCAAUUGAGGUCUAUCUGGACGUAUUUCGGUCCCGAAACGGAAGCCCGCAAUGCUAUGAAGUCGAUAUAUGACCUUAACCCAACCAUCACUAGUGAAGUUACCUAUGGAUGGAACAAGGUUAUACAAUCUGUAAGCGGUGGCUCAGAUUACUACCAAUGCCAGAGAGGCUCGGUUCAGGAUAUUUACACAAUCAAUGCCCGCAACCUAUCCACGUCGACGUACAAGGACUCUUUUGAAAGGCUCUCUAAUUUCUACGAGGAAACGCCAGCAGGGCGUGAAUGCCUACUGCAAAUGUCUAUGUAUCCUAACCAAGCGGCUCUUGCCGUACCAGACGACGAAACAGCAUAUCCGUGGCGCGACACGAUUGCCAUCUUAGACCUUUUAUUUACAUGGAAAGACGACACAAGCAACACUGAACAAGCAGUGGAAACGCUAGCGAAAGAUCUUCGCAGAGACCUGGCCGCCACAUCAGGGUAUCCUGAGUUAGCUGUAUACAUUAACUCUGCACACGGAGACGAGACGCUAGAGUCUAGAUAUGGGGCUAGGGACUAUAGUUGGAGACACGCGGAGAAAUGGGAGAGGGCUACCCGCAUGUGA